AUGGACGCCCAGGUCUCUCUCCCGGCCCUCAUCCGCAGGAAGCGGGACGGCGAGCGGCUGCGGGACGAGGAGAUCCAGAGCUUCGUGCGCGGCGUGACCGAGGGCUCUGCGGAGCAGGGCCAGAUCGGCGCCAUGCUGAUGGCCAUCUGGCUGCGGGGCAUGGACGCGCAGGAGACGCUGGCGCUGACACGCGCCAUGGCGGCCUCGGGCCGGCUGCUGGCCUGGCCGCCGGGCUGGCGGGGGCGGCUGGUGGACAAGCACUCGACGGGCGGCGUCGGGGACAAGGUCAGCCUGGCCCUGGCCCCUGCCCUGGCUGCGUGCGGCUGCAAGGUGCCCAUGAUCAGCGGCCGCGGGCUGGGGCACACCGGGGGCACGCUGGACAAGCUGGAGGCCAUCCCCGGCUUCUGCGUCUCCCAGAGCCCUGAGCAGAUGCAGAGCAUCCUGGAGCAGGUGGGCUGCUGCAUCGUGGGGCAGAGCAAGGAGCUGGUGCCGGCUGACCGGGUGCUGUACAGCCUGCGGGACGUCACUGCCACCGUCGACAGCCUCCCCCUCAUCACAGCCUCCAUCCUGAGCAAGAAGGCGGCGGAGCAGAUCUCGGCGCUGGUGCUGGACGUCAAGUUCGGGAGCGCGGCGCUGUACCCGACGCUGGAGAGCGCGCGGGAGCUGGCCCAGAGCCUGGUGGCGGUGGGCGAGGAGCUGGGCAUCCGCACGGCGGCCGUGCUGAGCAGCAUGGACCAGCCCCUGGGGCGCUGCGUGGGCAACUCGCUGGAGGUGCUGGAGGCGCUGCAGUGCCUGGAGGGAGGCGGCCCCGCUGACCUGCGGGAGCUGGUGACGGUGCUGGGCGGGCUGCUGCUGUGGCAGUGCGGGAUGGCCCCGACGGCGGAGCAGGGCCAGGAGCGGCUGGCGCAGGCGCUGGACGACGGCUCGGCCCUGCGCACCUUCGAGGCCAUGCUGGGGGCGCAGGGAGUGCCCCCCGACACCGCCCGCCUGCUCUGCGCGGGGACCCCCCAGCAGCGCCGCCAGGUCCUGGGGCAGGCGGGCACCCGUGAGGAGCUGCUGGCGCCCCGCGAAGGCACGGUGCGGCGGAUCGAGGCGCUGCCGCUGGCCCACGUGCUGCACGAGCUGGGGGCCGGCCGGACGCGCGUCGGGGAAGCCAUCAACCCCCGCGUGGGCGCCGAGGUGCUGGUGGCCGUGGGGCAGCACCUGCGGGAAGGGGAGCCCUGGCUGCGGCUGCACCACGACGGGGCGCUGAGGGCAGAGCAGCGCCAGGCCCUGCAGGACGCGCUGCUGCUGGGCACCGGCACCGGCACCGGCACCGCCGCGCCCCGCGUCGCCGAGACCGUGCUGCCCCGCGGCGCGCCCUGA
Cygnus atratus (black swan) is the source of this 1365-nucleotide messenger RNA. RefSeq names its product thymidine phosphorylase (gene TYMP). The record is from RefSeq and is a predicted model, not a curated record. The transcript is spliced from 9 exons. NCBI's taxonomy places the organism in Eukaryota, Metazoa, Chordata, Aves, Anseriformes, Anatidae. Gene Ontology annotation, molecular function: 1,4-alpha-oligoglucan phosphorylase activity; pyrimidine-nucleoside phosphorylase activity. Gene Ontology annotation, cellular component: cytosol. Gene Ontology annotation, biological process: pyrimidine nucleobase metabolic process; pyrimidine nucleoside metabolic process. The coding region runs from base 1 to 1365 and encodes 454 amino acids.